AUGUUGCAGUGGAUUCUCCUUGAUGUUUUAAACUUUAUUUAUUUGGUCAAUGCUUGGCCUCUCCCACAAGGCAAUGCGCGGCGACACAAGAUGGCGGCGCCCUGUGUGCGCGUGUGUCGGCAGUUGGUUGGGAGAAGCGGGACAUCGGCAUCGGCGGCUGCAGCUGCCACCGGGCGGUUGGAGAGAGGCAGCAACGGCAACGGCAACAAUAACACCAAGGCCAAGGCGCACCGGUAUUAUUCCACGAGUCCUUUACUCUGCCAGUGUGUUGCGUUGAAACAGACAGAUUCUGCAGAAGAAAUUGUCAUUCCAAGAAAGAAAACUUGGGACAAGCUAGCAGUCCUUCAUGCUCUUGCAGCUACAGUGAACAGAGACCCCACAUCCGCACAUUACAGGUUUCAAGAUGACCCGUACCUUAUACCCAGGACAUCACCCGAGUUUCGUCUCUACUCCCUAUCACAGGAGUCUGGGUGUUAUGCGGCCAAGUACAUCGUUAACACUUAUCCCAAGUUUUUCCAGAAGGAUUUUGCUGAACCGUCUAUACCAUGUUUAAUGCCACAACAGUUGGAGCCCCUGUUAACUGAAGUGACGGAGGAAGCCCUAAAAGAAUGCAUUCAGCUCAGGAGAGUGAAGGAUUCUGUUGAUCUGUACGACCAACUCGUGCAAGCAGGGACUCCAGUGUCUCUUGAAACCACAAACACCUUGUUGGAUCUGCUCUGUGUUUACGGAGAUCAGGAGCCACCAAGAGAAAAUCAGCUUGAGGCAGGAGCAGCUGAAGAUCAGAAUGAGGUGAAUGAAGACCCACAGAGGAGACGAAGGGGGCGAUUACGCAAAGCUACGGAUUUGCUGACUGUCACCUGGAGGGUAAAUAAUAAUGCAGAGAGGAUAUUCAAUCUGAUGCCCGAAAGGAAUGAACAUACUUACUGUGCAAUGAUUCGAGGAAUGGUUAAGUAUGCUGCUUAUACAAAAGCCGUCAACGUGUACACUGAUCUGUUAAACAAUCGAAUGAGAGCGGAUGUUCAUGCCUUUAAUGCACUAAUCUCAGCUGUCCCGGAGCUUAAGGAAGCGUAUAAUGAGAAAAUUGAUUAUAUUCUGGAGCUGCUGAAACAAAUGGCAGAACAGAAAGUACAACCAAACCUGUUAACAUUUAAUUCUGCAUUGAAGAGCCUCCGAAGGUGCGGUUCAAAUGCCAAAGGCCUUUCCCUGCAGAUAAUAAAUGAAAUGAAAUUCCUAAAUAUUGAACCAAGUUUGGCCACCUUUGAUCAUUUACUUGGUAUUUUCUAUAAACCUGCUGCAUCGAGCCAGCUGCCCGUUGAUGUUAUCUUCAGUUUGCUUGAUGAGAUCGAAGGGAAGCUCUUUGAGCCCAAAGAUCCUGAUGAUGUAAACUUCUUUAUCAGUGCUAUGAAAGUGUGCAUGGAUUUGAAAGACCUUGAACUGGCUUACAGAAUUCACAACGUGCUUGAAACUGGAGACAACUGGAAAUUAUUGGGUGAUUCUUAUCAGCGGAGUAUUUAUUAUGGGAGGUUCUUCAACAUUGUGUGUAUGAUGGAGAGCAUCGAUGUAGUUCUCAAGUGGUACAAGAACCUCAUUCCAUCGGUUUACUAUCCCAAUGUGCAAGGUGUGAGGGAUCUGCUGCAGGCUUUGGACACUGAAAACCAGCUACAGCUGGUUCCAAGCAUCUGGAAAGACAUUAAGCGGCUUGGUCAUGGUAACAAGCAGGACCUUGUGGAGGAGGUGCUGGAGCUAAUGAGUCGGGACAAACACAGUCCAGAGUUGCAAGUAGCCUUUGCCGACACAGCUGUGGACAUCAUGUCUCACUAUAAGCAGACCCAGCAACGUAACCUGCAAUGGACAGCUACAUCUUUGGGCAAUGUCACCGCUCUGAUUCUGAGAGGAGGGAAGACUCGAGAUGCGUGGGAGAUGCUGCCACUUUUUAAAGCAAAUAACAGAGUUCCAAGCAAAGGCCUACUGGAUGAGUUCCUGAACCAUGCGAAGGAAAGCAGCAACAAGGCUUUGGCUCUGGACUUGGUGAAACUUGCUGCUUCCUUCAGCCUACCUGCAAUAGCAGAGUUCUUGGACAGGGUGACCACUGACUUCGACCUGACUGAAGAAGAACGGAGGUCCCUGGAUGACCUGGAUGCCAGCAGUAGUAGUGGUAGCAGCAGCAGCAGCAGUGACAGUGAUAGUGAUCGCGAAUAACUUUGUUGUCUUGGAUCCAGCAUGCCGUGUCCUAAAUCCACGAUGGGCGACUGAGGAGAGGCCUUGUAUUUAUUGUUGCUUCAAGUGUGCUACAGAACAGCAUGUGGAACAUGACUGACUUGCACAGGUGUGGAUGCAUGAAGAAAAAAUAAACUGAAAAACUGCAAAUGAUUUACAUUUUAAGGAUGUGUGGAAUGGUAAUAAGCAAUAUGACAUGAAGACACACAUUUGCACCUACAGUUCAAGGAAGGAUGCUGUGGAUGACCUUUCCUUGGUUGCAAGAUGUAAAUUCAAAGGUCUAUGUUAAAUAUUGGCAUCCGUCUGGCCAAAUUAAUUAGUAAUUAGGUGCCAUGGGGAGAAGGCAGGAGAAUGGGGUUGAAAGAGAAAGAUAGAUCAGCCAUGAUUGAAUGGUGGAAUAGACUUGAAGGGGCGAAUGGCCUAAUUCUGCUCCUAAACAUUUAUUUGGCCCAUCGAGCCUGCCGUUCAAUCAUAGCUGAUCUCUACCACCUAAUCCCAUUUUCCUGCCUUCUCCCCAUAACCCUUGACACCCGAUCUAUUGAACGUGACUUUCUCUGCCUUAACAAUAUCCACUAACGGCGGCUUCAGUGAGUUCCACAGAUUAACUAUACUCUGAGUAAAGAAGUUCCUCACCUUUUUUUAAAAAAAAAGCAGCCUUUAAUUCUGAGGCUAUGACCUCU
Leucoraja erinaceus (little skate) is the source of this 2897-nucleotide messenger RNA. RefSeq names its product pentatricopeptide repeat domain 3 (gene ptcd3). NCBI's taxonomy places the organism in Eukaryota, Metazoa, Chordata, Chondrichthyes, Rajiformes, Rajidae. Gene Ontology annotation, molecular function: rRNA binding; protein binding; ribosomal small subunit binding. The transcript is spliced from 24 exons. The record is from RefSeq and is a predicted model, not a curated record. Gene Ontology annotation, biological process: mitochondrial translation. Gene Ontology annotation, cellular component: mitochondrion. Bases 1 to 2199 code for a protein of 732 amino acids.